GAGUGUCUUCCGGAUGAGACCUUCUUUACCCCGUCUCACUUCCUCGCCAGUCCUUCCGGUUUGACCGCCAACAUAGACAGCAGACAUGGCCGUGCGCUACCCAAUGGCCGUUGGCCUCAGUAAAGGUCACCCAGUUACCAAAAACGUAACUGCUCCUAAACACAGUCGCCGACGCGGGCGUCUGACCAAACACAGCAAAUUUGUUCGUGACAUGAUUCGUGAGGUGUGCGGUUUUGCUCCGUAUGAGAGGCGAGCCAUGGAGCUGCUGAAAGUGUCCAAGGACAAGAGAGCUCUCAAGUUCAUCAAGAAGAGGAUUGGAACUCACAUUCGCGCCAAGAGAAAGAGGGAGGAGCUGAGCAACGUGCUGGCUGCCAUGAGAAAGGCUGCUGCCAAGAAGGAAUAACCUGUCACCCAAUAAAAGUUUGUUCAACUAUAAA
Solea senegalensis (Senegalese sole) is the source of this 437-nucleotide messenger RNA. It is a transcript of the gene rpl36, whose product is annotated as ribosomal protein L36. NCBI's taxonomy places the organism in Eukaryota, Metazoa, Chordata, Actinopteri, Pleuronectiformes, Soleidae. Gene Ontology annotation, biological process: cytoplasmic translation. The record is from RefSeq and is a predicted model, not a curated record. Gene Ontology annotation, molecular function: structural constituent of ribosome. The transcript is spliced from 4 exons. Bases 86 to 403 code for a protein of 105 amino acids. Gene Ontology annotation, cellular component: ribosome; cytosolic large ribosomal subunit.